UCCUUGUUGUCGCCCGUACGUGCAUACUCUAGCAGUAUAAAAGGAGAUUGUGGUCUCACAGGAAUCAAAACUUGUGGAGAAAGAACAGUUUGUAUCGUCAAACACACUUAAGACAUGGAGUCAGAAGGCAUGAGUCCCCAGAAACAGUUCCAGGAGCACUUCUUCACCUGUGCUGCCCGGGGAGAUGUGAAGACCCUGGAGGAGGUGCUACAACAAGGGACGGUCAACAUAAACAGGACCAAUGACCACGGCUGGACUGCACUCAUGUUCGCGGCCAGGACUGGACAGGACAAGGCGGUCAGACUACUCCUGGACCAUGGAUGUGACACAACAGUGAUGAACAAGUCAUGCCAGACAGCAGCAGACAUCGCUGGAUUUUGGAACCACACAGCCGUCCUGAGUGAGCUGGAGAAGAGAGGACCAACAUCGGACAGUCAGGCACAAAACGUCUGUAACUACUUUGGCUACAACCCCCUGGACCGCUGUGCACACAUGAGAAAGGAUGCACAGUGGUUGGAGGAAAAACUCAGGGACCAAUCAACUGUCAUCCUGCUGUUCCACGAUCUUGGACUUGUGGUUGAGAAGCUCAAUGCACAACCAAGGUUCACUCAGCCAUGCCACUUCACUUUCAAAGACAUCUCUGCAACGCUUGAGGAACUGGGGACAGAGAAAGUUCUCGUGUUCCUUGGACUGGGGAGGCUGCAGUCUGACAACACAGAUGGACCAAGUCCUCACACAAGUGCCAAGGAGGAGCAUCUCACUGCAUGGUUUGCUCUGGAUGUCACGUCCAUUUCACAAGAGAAAAUCCUAAGCAUCAAAGAAGGAUUGGAGAUCGCCUCAUCUCCCUUCCCCGGCCUUUUCCAACUGCCAGAGAAAGAAGCGGGUAUCGUAGCCCAGGCCAGGUCCCUUCUGGCCUGGCACCAGCGAUACAAGUUCUGCCCAACCUGUGGCAGCGUGGCCGCCAUGGAAGAAGCUGGCUACAAGCGUAUGUGCCAGAAGGAGGGGUGCCCGAGCUUGAAGGGCGUACACAACACUGCCUACCCCAGGACUGACCCAGUGGUCAUCAUGCUCAUUAUCUCACCAGAUGGGAAGAGGUGCUUGCUGGGAAGGGGCAAAAGGUUCCCUGGUAGGAUGUACUCCUGUCUGGCUGGCUUCAUGGAACCUGGUGAGACCAUCGAGGAUGCCGUGCGUAGAGAGGUUUACGAGGAGUCCGGAGUGAGAGUCGGGCGUGUGCAGUACCACUCCAGCCAACCCUUCCCACUCCCGGCAUCACUCAUGAUUGGUUGCCUGGGUUACGCCACCUCAGAAAACAUCUCCGUGGACAAGGAGGAGUUGGAAGAUGCACAGUGGUUCACCAGGCAACAGGUAGCAGAAGUGCAGACAGGUGCCCCCCUCCCCACCGAUGCCCUGACUAACCCACGUGCUGAAGGCCCCAGUUUCUUCCUGCCUCCAGCCCAGGCCAUCGCACAUCAGCUGGUCAAGGCAUGGCUCAGAAUGUCUCCUAACCUUUAACCCUCAAACAACCAAACGGGGUCCAUUUAGACCCCAGGCGUAUAUUUUUAUGUGCUAUUUGAAAUUUUUUCAUUCGAAAAAAAAUUCCUCCCGUGACUUUGUCGAUAAACAUCUUCUACAAGUUCUCUAAAUUUUUUGGAGAUCAGCACAAAUUUGUAAAAAUAACAACGGAAGUCUUAAUGUAAGACCAUCUGGGGUCCAAACUUUCCUACACACAAAAUUGUUCGGAUGUUAUUGCUUUAAC
Molecule: messenger RNA, 1756 nt
Organism: Branchiostoma belcheri (Belcher's lancelet)
Lineage: Eukaryota; Metazoa; Chordata; Leptocardii; Amphioxiformes; Branchiostomatidae
Product: peroxisomal NADH pyrophosphatase NUDT12-like
Exons: 5
Coding region: 115-1512 (465 amino acids)
Biological process (GO): NAD+ catabolic process; NADP+ catabolic process
Cellular component (GO): cytosol
Molecular function (GO): protein binding; NADH pyrophosphatase activity
Source: RefSeq, a predicted model, not a curated record